AGCGUUGGGAGUGCCACACAAAGCUUCUACAUUAUUUCUUCCCAAGGACUUUUCUUCAAGCUGUCCUGUUGCGUAGUUCAAUGGCAGACGACUGAUGCGCAUAAACGACUUGUUCGCUUUGAUCUCUUGUGGAUGAUCCUAAUGUGAGGCACCGCCAAAAGACGCCUGGCUUUUACGACAGGUCGCGCUUAGCAGGAGCAAUCGGAGUGCUCGCGAAAUUACACGUACUGCAAAGGUGGUGAUCAGGGGUCAUCCGCGAUAUAAAGAGUCAACAGCCUACUUGUAAUUGCUCACUACUUUGAAGUUGCAGCCGCCCCUUCGGAACCAGGAUGUACUGGACGCCACUCCUUUUCAGUCACUUGGCUGCGGCCAUCUUCUCUGAUAGCCGCAACCCAGGUGCUGUGCUUUUUAAUAAGACUGCAGACUCGUGCACCUUCACCACUCCUCGACCAGCUGAAUGCAAGACCGAGUGGCAGAUCGAAGAUGAUCUUCACCCAGGUUCAGUGUUACGCAUCAAGAAGACAGACACCAAGCUUGGCAAUGUCUGUCAUGGAGCAGGGGCCGGCCAUACAGGCUACUUCUCUUUCGACCAUGGCAAGCGAAACUUGUACUUCGUCUUUUUCGAAUCGCAAUCCAAGCCUCUCAAUGAUCCUGUUGCACUAUGGUUACAGGGAGGUCCUGGCACAAGCAGCCUCAGCUACGGCCUCCUUUCUGAACAUGGUCCUUGUCUCAUCAACGACAAAUCCACCAAAGCUAAUCCUUAUUCUUGGAAUAAGGUUGCCAGCGUUCUCUAUGUGGACCAACCUGCUGGUGUUGGUUACUCCUUUAGCACAAGCGCUGACCCCGUGAGCACCGCCCAACGUGCGGCAGAAGAUAUGGUCGCUCUGCUUCAUCUCUUUUACAAAGCUUUCCCAGCGCUAAAGCCAUUGGACUUCCACAUCACUGGGGAGUCCUACGCAGGCAAGUGGAUCCCGUGGCUAGGUUCAGAGGUAGUCCGGGCAAACAGGAAACAUCCUUCUCACCUCAUUCCCCUGAAGUUUGUUGUCAUUGGAGGUGGGUUCUUCUACCCUGCUUUACAGGAUCCGUCGGGUUAUGAUUACGCCUGUGUUCCACCAUUUGCCAGUGGCAAGGCCCUCUUCAAUCAAUCUGUCUGCGCAACAUUAAAGGCCGCUUCAGUACGCUGCAAAGCACUUUGGGCAGCAUACACCCAAUUGAACGGGCCGACGCAAGGUAGCGAACGUGAAAAGGCAGGACGCAUCGCAUAUGACACUUGUGGUUCGGACAUGUAUGUUCCAGUUUAUCAGUCUGGCAAUGACAUCUACAACAUGAAUCGUAUUUGCCCAGACAAGUCAGGAGCUUGCGACCCAAAGCCUGCAACAGCCGAAAAGUUCUUGCAGCGUGACGAGGUCAGGCUAGCUUUUGGCGCUGACACGGGCACGUUCAUCAAGUCUGCUGGCACUAGCACGUUUCACAGCAAUAACGACGCACUCAACGCAGGCGCUGAAACGAGUGGUGACACAUUCAAGAACAGUGCACUGGUACUCGCAGAUCUAUUGGACUCAAAGAUUCCAGCGCUGCUGUACGUGGGAAUGCAUGACUAUGUGGUCAAUUAUCGCGGCGUCGAGUCAGUAUUAGAUCACCUCGCUUGGUCUGGAUCAAGUCAGUUCAAGGCAGCUCAAGGUGCUCCUGUUACGUGGGCAGGAGGCGUAAAGUGGCGCGCAAAGAAUCUUGUGUAUAUGCGAUUCCACAAUGCUGGUCAUCUGGUUCCUGAGGAGGAUCCAGCCAAUGCAUUUGCCAUGUGGAAGGCCUGGCUCGAUGGAAGUCUGUUGCGAUAGAGGUAACUGAGCUCGUAGCAUAAUUCGCCUCAUGUGUGCCAUCUGAUCACGAACGACUGGAGCAAGCCUUGGACUGUACAGUAG
Protomyces lactucae-debilis is the source of this 1919-nucleotide messenger RNA. Its product is annotated as Alpha/Beta hydrolase protein. The record is from RefSeq and is a predicted model, not a curated record. Gene Ontology annotation, cellular component: fungal-type vacuole. Gene Ontology annotation, molecular function: serine-type carboxypeptidase activity. Gene Ontology annotation, biological process: proteolysis. Bases 330 to 1835 code for a protein of 501 amino acids. The transcript is spliced from 3 exons. Lineage: Eukaryota; Fungi; Ascomycota; Taphrinomycetes; Taphrinales; Protomycetaceae.